CUUUGGACAUGCACGCCGCCGGCCCCAACCCCCAACACCCCGCCGCUUCGCUGUCCCUUCUCCGCCUCCAGCAUCCCCGCUACCCCGCCCGCCUCCACCUGCUCUGCCUCUUGCAUCUCCGCAGCCGCCUCCCUGUCCCCGCGCCCCUGGUCGCCGCUCCAUCACCCAUCCCCUCUGGCUUCCAGAGUCGGGAAGGACUGGGUGAGGUCGCAAGGGAGAGAGAGGCCUCGUGAUGUGUUUUCCUCCUCCUAGGCCUCCUCCACUGCCGCAAGAUCCAUCCCGAGUUUGUUUUGGCGUCUGAUCAACCAUGGUGACUAUAUGAGUAUAUGGCUGCAUCUGAGCACCCGUUCUUCAAGUGCUACCACUCAAUUGAUUGAAUCUCCAAAGAGGUUGUCUGAAAAAUCCAAGUAAGUAAUGUAAGUGCAAGUAAAAUUGGUGGGAGGCUACGGCUCAAUCGAUUGCGUCUCAAAUGCAUCAACGCAGCUUACGGUGAUUUUUGAAACCUGUCAUGUAUGCAUGCCUUAAAAAUAACUAAAAAUUUAAUUGCACCAAAUGAAUGGGAAUGUUAAAUUUGUUUGUUUCAGUACCUAUAUUCUAAAGAGCCCCACCCAUGUUGUUUCCCUUGAGAUUUAGACUUCUAGAGAAACCAAUUUGCUGACAGAUACUGGGACAUCGCUCACUUGCACAUUGCUGUUACUGAAGUCCACAUACAUGAGCUUCCUCAAUCCUUGGAGACCUGAGGAAUCGUUUGCUUCAGAAUAAGAUGGUUUAUAAUGAAAAAAGCUCCCAAGUAAAAUUAAAGUUUCACCCAUGCAACAGUACGAGUUACAUACCCUAAAAAAUUUGAAACCAAGCGUGUUGUCCAGAAAAGUUCAGUAGCUGAAGCUCCCAAAAUAGGCUCGCGGGGAUCCAUGUCAUCUUCCGUUCGAUUACACAGGGUUUGAUCUUCUUCCUUUCUCCUUUAAUUCUUUGUCUGCUCUUUGAUGUUCUACUUGCGGAUUGGAGCUGCUGUCAGAACAGCGGUAUAUGUGUUCUAUUCCGUUUAAGUAUAAGGUUGUGCGGCCUUUUUUGCUCCAUAUUUCCUGAACUCAUAGUUCAUUUCCCUGUUAUGUGUAGAUCUGCAGGCAGCAUGCAAGAUCAUUUGGUUCGUCAGUUUAGUUAGAACUCCCAUUGUUGAUUUCUCUUCCUAAUGUAAGCCUUGGUGUUGCAUUCAUCAGGUGUGUUGCUAUUUCGUAUACAGUUCUGAAUGAUUAGUGCCAAGAAGUGAGCUCCAAACUAGGGCACAUGUCUUUCAAGUACAAUAAAAAGAUUACAGUUAACUUGUUGAGUAAUAAUAUAUGAUUGCUGGUGCCUCCUGAUUUGUGUGAUAAACAAAUGGUGUACAUUUUGUGUGUAAAUCCGAGAUUCCUCGAAAGGUUGGGAAGUGAACUUAUUGAACUUGUUAGCCCUGUUUAAUUCGGUAGCAUGUCAAACUUGAUGUUCGUUUCGGCCCAUAGCCUUUUCCCUGAAAAAGUUUGAAAGUGUGAAUUAUCUCUCUAUCAAGUAUUAGCUUUUUUGUUCUUUGAACAAGCCCCAUUCACGCUGACUAUAUGGGAACAGUAAAACAAGCUAACAUGGACCAUCAUGAUGAUUUCUUGGUAUGUUGAUCAUCAUUGAUUUUAAGAGUUGAAUGGGAGUGAGCGAGCUUCUAUUCACUUGUUGCCGUCUACGUAUGUACACUUUGUGACAUCGGUGAGUAAUGUACAUAUGAUUUCUCUUACCAUCAAAGACAUCAUAUGAAUGAUAUAGGAACCCAUGGAUCCAGUUGAAUCACACAUGUAAAGAAGGACGAGCUAGCUAUAUAGUUAGAUGCAUAGAGUGAGGCAUUUCAUUCCGUGAUAACAUGUAUGAAUCAUGCAUAGAGCUAACGAUUAGUCCUGCAUUACUCCAACAAGACUUGAUCUAUUACUACAAAUAUGCUAUUAAUGUUCUUCCAUUUUCAGUUUCCCAUCCAGUAAGCAAUGAGCAAGAAGUCGAGCUCAAUUGUAGUGAGAUGGAGUAAGGGAAGGCGGUUUGGGGGCGGAGUGAUGCUGGCGGUGGCUGCAGUUCCUACGGUGUCCAGGGCACGACUCUUUUUGCACGCCGAAUGCUGCCAAUUAGUUUCAGCUUCGCUGCACCACACCAUCAUGUGACACAUAUUAUGACACGCGCACCUUGGCGGGCUGCGACACCAACAAGGACACACUACGGCAACCCUGUACGGGGGUGUCCGCCCCCUUGGGGAUAGGUCACCUUCUUCCACAAGCCAUGGUCGACAAAGUCUGCAUCAAGACUCUUGAUUCAUCCUUCCCCCCUCUCUCCCAGCAUGAUUAAAAAUUGAUAUCUGCUGUUUUUUGUUGCUCGGUUUGCAUGUUUUUUUUGCCUUCUGAGGGAGACUAUUCAGGCAUACGAUGGUUAGAGAAACGGAUCCGCUAAAAAUCAGUCGACUGAGACUUGGCGAAGUCUCAGUCGACUGCUCAGCCGUCCGAUGCUGAGCGUGUAGAUUUGCGCUGAGGCUGGUUUGUCCCUUGUUUCGGCCUGUGUAAGGCGUGGACCGGCCCAUUUUCCUUUUCUUCUUUGUGGAACCGCGAUCCCGCGCGAGCGUUUUGCUUUUGUAGUGGGCUGGGCUGUUUUUCCGUGCGGCUUUUUUUUUGCUGUUUUGUUUUUUGAGAAGUGGAAGCGGCCGCCCCCAUGGUGAUUAAGAAGAGGUGAACGGGCAGUCACAGCUCAAUCCACAUCGUCUCUCUCCAUUCCCCAAUAUCAAAUCAGAAGACGAACCAGAGGACGAGAGAGGGGAAUGGCCGGCGCUGCUGAUGCAGGGGUUUGUGGAGUUUGUUUCAACCAUUGCAAGUAUGAGAGCAAGGGAAGCGGUUUCAGCAUGGUUGCAUGGGAGGAGUUCAAGAAUGCAGGGGUUGUGCCUUGCAAUGAAAGGGCCCAUUUCAACAAUGUGACAGGAGAGAAGGUGACGUUUGUGUCAAACCAACGGGCAUACACUGUAAAGUGUUACAAGGGUCGCAUAAAGAGCACUAUGUAUGGGAGAGGUUGGAGGAAGUUCUAUGAAGACAACAAUCUGGGCAAGGGUCAGAUGGUGGUGUUCCACCUGGAUGAACCUUCACCUACGGCAUCUAUUUUGUGGUUCCAGGUGGGCAACGGCUCUGAAGAUGAACAGCCUAUGGAAGAGGGUGAUCCCAUUGAAGAUUCAGAUUCAGGUAAUGAGGAUGGAGAAGCUUCAAGCGAUGAUGGUGAAGGCAUUGUUCGCACUAGGGGGCUUUUGCUUAAUGAGACAGAGGAUGCUCAGCUACAAGGGCUGCUGCCUCUCAGUGAUGGUUUCAUCGGGUUUGCUUUUGUUCACCGCCUGACAAGGACUGACAUUCGCUUGGGCAUGAUGAAAAUACCCAAGAAAGUUGCUGCUGCCAUGCCGUUUGAAGAACAGGGGGUUGUUGGUAUUUCUGUGGAUGGUCGGAGAUUCAAAAAAAUCUCAUACAAAACUACUGAUGAUGGCCGCAUUGUGUUUGACAGCAAGAAGUGGAAAAACUUCGCAGCUAGCAGAGGACUCAAAGUCAACACAGCUGUUCUUAUUGGCUUCAAGAGCAGCGAGAGGGAUGAUGUCCAUGUCCUGGUUAUCUUGAAGAAGCUUGUCUAGGCACCAGGCACAGCAACUGAUGACAAGCAGAGCUGCGUCUAUAAUACUCAUCUGUUGGGUAUUCUAUAUAUUUCUGUGUAGAAGUCUGUAUGAUGAACCUUUUUUCAUUUUUAUGCCAUGUUGAACCUGUCAGUGUAGUUUUGCGUUUCUUAUGUGUCCACCAAACAAUGUGGCUUGAAUAAUAUAUGAUGGGAACCCCUUUUUCUACAUUAUAUUCAAGUGUUCACCUAAGUUUUUU
Messenger RNA from Triticum aestivum (bread wheat), 3899 nucleotides. RefSeq lists its product as uncharacterized. The coding region runs from base 2816 to 3661 and encodes 281 amino acids. The transcript is spliced from 6 exons. Gene Ontology annotation, molecular function: DNA binding. The record is from RefSeq and is a predicted model, not a curated record. NCBI's taxonomy places the organism in Eukaryota, Viridiplantae, Streptophyta, Magnoliopsida, Poales, Poaceae.